Messenger RNA from Drosophila serrata, 3112 nucleotides. RefSeq names its product trophoblast glycoprotein. The record is from RefSeq and is a predicted model, not a curated record. Gene Ontology annotation, molecular function: protein binding. Lineage: Eukaryota; Metazoa; Arthropoda; Insecta; Diptera; Drosophilidae. Gene Ontology annotation, cellular component: membrane.
CAUUUUGUUUAUAAACCGUGUGCUGUGCGGAUGUGCGUCGCUGCGUCGAGUCAAAUCGCCCGCUAAACACGCUACGAAGCACGAACUUUAGGUUUACCGCUCGUCGGUCCGUUCCAACUCCGCGAAGGCUGCCGCCCGCCACCCACAGGCUCUGUUCCCCGUCUUGGAAAAUAAAAGAAAAAUAUAAAAGCGAAGAAAAGCCGAAAGAAAAGCGCGCGCGGCAAGUGAAGCGCACAGGUUAACCUGUGUACGUGUGUGUGUGUGGGAUAUGCCCGUGCGUAUGGGUGAUAUACAGUGUUUAUUUGUGUGAUUUCUUUUGCUUGCUGGCCAAUUGUGGGGCCUAAUUGAAUGCUUGUCUCAUAUGGGUUAAAAGAACCCAACAACAAGAACAACAACAACAGCCGACUCGAGUGUUUCGCAACGCCAUAAAAAAACAUAUAUAUACAGAUAUAUAUAUUGGAAAAAUAAAGAAGAGAAACACCAAAAGCAACACAAAUACAUAUAAACAGGCGCACAUAUCGACGAGCAGCAGAGAAGAGAAGCUAAGCCAGAAAUCAUACAUAUAUAUAUAUACACAAAUAUAUAUAUAUAUAUAUAGAUAUAGAUAUAGCAUAUAAAAACCAGUUUGGAGCCGCAGUAGCAGCGCAGUCGCAGCGUUUUAGCCGAGGAUCUAAAGACUGGCUUUGGAUUACACAAACGUGUACUACAAAAUAAUACAUACCACGAAAUAUAAUUAAAAGAACUUUGCCGCCUAAGCGAACUUCGAACGAAUCACAGCCACAAUAAACAAAUAAAUAAAUUAUUUGAGGCAGUCAAGCAAUUAAAGAGAGCGAUGCCACCCACCGAACUGAGGAGACUGGCCCUGGCCGUGGUUGUUGCCACCUUAAGCCUGGCACUUGGCAGCGGAGGAGUCCUGGGCGACACCUCGUCCAGCUGUGGACCCAAUUUUCCGGCAGCAUGCAGCUGCGGCAAGGAGAUGUACGAAACUGAGAUGCAAUAUGUGGUGAACUGCACAAAUGCCGGUCUGCAUAACACCAGUGUCCUGGAGUUCAUGCCCGAACAGGUGGAGGUGCUGAUCUUCACCGGCAACCGAAUUACCGAGCUGCCCUGGAACGUAUUUGGCAGCAUCAAUGACUACAAGCAGUUGCGCAUUGUGGACAUGAGCAAUAACCACAUCAGGGAGAUACGUGGCAAAAGCUAUCACCAUGUGCCGCGUGUGGAGCGCCUGAUCCUGAAUCAUAACAAUUUGAGCAUUUCGCGUUAUGACGACGAGGUCAACCACCAUCAUCCGCGCGUCUUCUCGAACUUUGUGAACCUGCAGAGCCUGCAUCUCACCGAUGCCUUCGAGGACAAUAGCUCGCCGCAGCUGAGCGAGGAUCUGCACGAUAUCUUUGUGAACAGCCAGCUGGUGAAGCUGCAGAAGCUCCAUUUGGAGCAGAAUGAGAUCACGCACUUCAAGGAUCGCAAUGUCUUCUGUGAUCUGCCAUCGCUGCGGGACCUCCAUCUGGGCGACAACGAACUGCGUGACCUAAACUUUGAGGUUCGGUGUCUGAACAACCUGCGAUUCCUCGAUCUCGAACGCAACAAGUUCGGCUUCGUGAAGCCCACCGAUCUGCGUGUGCUCAACGAGCUGGAGGAUCGCCCCAAUCGCACGGCCAAUCUAAUCGUAGACUUUAAUCUUAAUCCCUUUGUCUGCGAUUGCCGCAUUGCCCCCUUCCGCACGUGGAUCCCGCUUACCCGGGUCACUGUCCGCAACAAGGACAGCCUCAUGUGUUUCCACUCCCCAGGACGUGUGGAUUCCUCGCCCGCCCACCUGCUCCAGCUGGAUAUGGGCCAGUGUGCGGAUGCCAUGGCUGCUGCUGCCACUAUCCUGAAUGCCGCCGAGGAUGAGCAGCGCUAUGGCGGAGCGGAAGCGUCGCCGCAUUCUCAGGCACACCUCAAUGGACACACGGCCACGCUGAUCUUCCUGCUGAUUGUCCUUAGCAUGAUCCUGCUGGGUCUGCUGGUGGCGCUCGUCUAUGUUAGCCGGGACAAGUUGAAGUACAUGAUCACGCCGGUGUUUGACAAUGUGGCCAAGAAGGUGCAGUACACAUCGAUCAAGGACGAGGAUUGCCCGGAGGUGCAUGUCUAGGGAGAGUGCAGCAGGACUUCAUACACAAAAUCAUCCAGACAGAGGGGGAGAAGAGAGGCUAAGGGCACGGUUUCCGAUUGAAAUUAUAUUUAUACAAAGUACUUAAGACUAUAAUCCGACCAAGGAUCUAUAUAAUCCUUUCUUAUUUAAAACUAAAAAAGGCUUCAACUUAAUUUCAGUUAUGUAGCUGAAACGUAGCAAUGGUUAUUUGCCUUUUGAAAUACUUAAAUCAAACCGGAAGCCGCGCCCUUAAGCUUAGAUUCGAUUUUGCCAUUCGCGUUAUGCAAAACGUGUGCCAUUCACAGCGGUGGGGAAGGUAGAAGUGGAAAAGAGAAGAAAGAGGGAUAGUGGAAACAAUUGGAUCACAUACAAUUACUAAAGUCCCAAAACCCGAAUCAGGACUCCAGCCUCCUUGUUUCGUAGUACUUAAGCCAAUUGUUGCAUUUAAUAACUGAGAUGGAAUGCGACCAAACACACACCCUUACAGACAACACACAAUUUCGUUAGUUUUAGCGGUUUUCUAACCUAACCUUAAGUCAGUUAUGCGUUCUAUGAUUUCCACACAAAAGGAAUCAUACAAGGAGGGAGGACUAAAAAGAAGUCCUGUAAUAAACACACACACACUCACCACAUAUAUAGUGACAUAUAUAUACAUAUAUAUAUAGAAACAGACACUUAUAUAUACAUGCAUAUAUCGUAACAAACACUUUAGUGUUAUCUGUGAUUUAAGUUUAGUAGCUUUACUUUGUUGAAACUCUGCAGAAACGAACAUUUGAAAUUGAUAAAAAUCGGAAAUGAACAAAUGAAACAAAAUGUAAACUUCAACUUCAACUCUUUUUAUAUAGCCUAUAAAACAGAUAAUUCUACACUUAAUGGAUAUGUAAUGUAAAAUGUUUCCAUGCUUAAUAUGUUAUUAAUCAAUUAAUUUGUCAAUUAUAACUAGCUAUACGAUGAUUUCUCCCCAUUGAUUUUACCACCAUU